Messenger RNA from Drosophila busckii, 2002 nucleotides. Its product is annotated as tetratricopeptide repeat protein 39B. The transcript is spliced from 8 exons. Bases 199 to 1956 code for a protein of 585 amino acids. NCBI's taxonomy places the organism in Eukaryota, Metazoa, Arthropoda, Insecta, Diptera, Drosophilidae. The record is from RefSeq and is a predicted model, not a curated record.
UAUCCGGUGUGUGCUCUGAUAUAGAGAUUUAUAUAUGUGUACACAUUAAGUCGAGUUUGUGUGUACAAGGGAGUUGGGCGAAAUUUGGCGCAUAGUUUUUGCUGUACAAAGAGCAUAUGCAUGUGUAGUCAACGGCAGUUCCAUAAGUCCAUAUAAAAGUAUAUAUGUACAUAUAUUAAUUCAAAAUAAAACAAAGAAAUGGACAUUGACGAUAGUUCCUCAGAGGAGUAUUUUGAUGCAUGCUCAUAUCUGGAUGUUCCGCCUGUGGAAUCUUCUGCUGAAAUGGACUUGAGUACAUCAUUGGAGGAAGCCAAACUGGCAAUAAAUUUUUUUUUUGAUAAUCGAUUUGAAGAAGCCCGAACUCUUUUAAAACCACAUGCAAACCAGAGCUUAUACCACUCAAUGGGAAUGGCGACUUUUUCAUUUCUUGAGGCGAUUCUUACCUUUGACCACAUUGAUAACGCUGCAGAGGAACUAAAAAAGUGUGUGGAGCUAUGCCAACGUCUGAGAAAGAAGAGUACACUAACGGAGUCAAUUAGCAAUACAUUUAAAAAGAAAAAUUUUAAUUUGUUGACGGAUUUGGAAUGUCACGCUGAGCUGUGCUUGGCAGAGGUGUUACUUAUGCGGGCGUUGCUCACAUUUCUUGAGGACGAGAACCUCAGUGGACUAAUACGGGGUAGCUUACAGGUGCGUCAGUGCUUUAAUGGCUUUAGAUCUUGUGCACAGAUAAUGAAACAACGUAUGUGGGAUGAGAACUCAAUUCCACUUAAAGUCCACUUCGAUAGUGGAGUCCAUAUGGGCAUCGGUACAUUUAAUUUAAUGAUAUCCAUGUUGCCUGCACGAAUUUUAAAAGUUCUCCAAUUUAUUGGCUUCUCUUCAAGUCGAAAUACUGGUCUAAAAGAACUUCAAAAGGGAUACCAGGAAAACGGUUUACGACAGAUACUUUGCGCUUUGUCCCUGCUGGGAUUUCACUUGAUGGUGGUACCUAUGCUUAGCGAGCGGCAAUGCCUCUCUGAUCUAGAUCUAUGUGAUAAAAUAGUAAUGGCUCAGUUAUCAAAGUUUCCAAAUGGCGUGUGGAUGCUGUUCUUUAAGGGUCGUUUGGAAUUAAUCAAAGGUGAUAUGAAGGCUGCAGAGCAUUGGUAUAUAAAAUCCUGGAAGUCCCAGGAUGUUUGGCCUCAAUUUCAUCACAUAAGCUUUUGGGAGCUCUUUUGGCUAUUAAGCAUGCAAUGUAAGUGGUCUGAUGCCCAGUUCUAUGCACGUGAAUUAUUGGAAAAGAGCAACUGGUCAAGAAGCAUUUAUGCCUAUCAAUUGGCAGCAGUCAAGUUAAUGUCAGACCCAAGAUCUACAGAUGACAUACAUCAAAUUGAGGAUUUAAUGCAACAAGUACCCAAUUGCAGGCAAAGGAUUGCCGGCAAAUCACUGCCAAUGGAAAAGUUUAUGGCAAAACGUGCUCUGCGAUAUGGCAUACAACAAGGUAAACUGGUAUUGCCGCUCAUCGAACUUAUGUAUCUAUGGAACAUGUUUAAAUUCAUUGGUAAACAUUUCCACAUUGCUGAUGGCGUUUUGCGCCUUAUCGAUACCGAAUUUGCCAACUUUCAAGCAAGCAUUGCGCCUUCAUCGACUGUUCAUACACAAUCUUAUUACGCAGACAAUCGAGCGCUUUGUCUGCUUCUUCGCGGUGCUUGUUAUGCUCAAAUGGGUAAACCAUCUCUAGCUUUGCAGGAUUUGAAUGAAUGCAUGGCUCAAAAUGGGAUUAAGGAGGAUCACUUUAUAUUACCCUACGCCAACGUUGAAGCCGCAUUUUGUCACGCUGACAACAAUCGUCAGCUUGCCAUUGCAAUGCUGAUCGAUACUAAAAAAAAAUAUUCAAACUUUGCUCUUGAAUCUAGGCUACAUUUCAAGAUACACGCAGCCCUUCUAAAUCUGACAAAAUUGAAAAGUGAGGCCGAGCAGUAAGCUAUAAAGAAAAAAUAAUAUCCUUUAUAAAUGCAAUAAAUGUUGA